Messenger RNA from Haemonchus placei, 384 nucleotides. Lineage: Eukaryota; Metazoa; Nematoda; Chromadorea; Rhabditida; Trichostrongylidae. The record is from the annotation of a GenBank genome assembly.
GACUCUUCUUUAGUGUCCUCCUUGAUUGGACUUGCAGCCGAUGGUGGAGCUGAACUACAGUUUCGCACUCGCUCAGCAUCAGGCCACCUAAUAUCCAUCUUCCCAUCAACGAGCAUCCAUCUUGAUGGUGGUGUAUGCGCAGUGCGUUCAAAGAGAAUUAUUUCUUGCCCAAACUUUCUAUAAGCAUUGGCAAAGGACUCCUGAGGAAGAGGCAAAUGCUCAUCGGCUUCAUCAUCCGAACUAGAUCUAUUCAACAAUGAAUCCAUUUCAUCAAAAGAGCAAAAUCGUUCAAUUACGUCUUCAACAUCGUCUUCAUCACCGGGACUAGCUAUCACUAAUCCGUCUUCAGUCUCGCUAUCAUUUUCAGAACCUGAAAACAAGUAA